AACGCGGCCCUAGCGUACCGUAGACUUCACUGCGCCCCUGCCCGAGCGGGGGGGCAAUUCGCGAAACUUCGGCUUGCGAAGCUUUCUGCGCGACACGUCCUUCGAAUAUAUCCCUUUUAGUUCGCUGGAGCCUAAGACAAUUCCUCUCCUCGUCCCGCCAACCUCGCCGUUUUUGCCUUCCGUCGAUGGACGUUUUGUGGUUGCAUAUUGCUCCUUUACUCACAUCUCGGCCCUCCAUCGCAAGACGGCCUUUGAGCUCGACUGCUCUCCCGAGAUAGAUGUUCUGAUUCCUCAAUCUCCCAAAAAUUGCCUAUACCGUCGGCACAUAGCAUCAUGUCCGAUCCUAGCAAGGAUGGGCCCGAAGGGGCGCCACGCAGGGCGAGAGCUCCUACUAUAACCAUUGACACGACGAACGACACCGAGCCUGCGAAUAUCGGUCUGCAGCAUUCGCCCGUGUCGCCGCCAGACGAGUCGGUAAGCCCAACCGCGCUGACUUCGAGUUGGAUAUCUGAGAAAGCCGGCUCCGCUCCCGCGUCUCAGCAGUCUACGGCAAGCACCAGAGUAGAUGCCCGGCAGGCGAAUUCCUUCGAUAGUGUCAGAGACAGCCGGCCGACGAGUCCCCACAAUGUUUCUAGUCCGGUCGCCUCGCGGGGGAACGAGAAAGGCCAGGCCUUUCUUUCCGUGCCGAAUACCCAUCGCUCCAGGCAAAAUUCCGUCGAUAGCGACGAUGGGUCGCGUUCCAUCGGUUCCUCUCAGGGUGAGACCGUUACUGGCUCGUGGAACGGCGAUAAGAAUGGGACAACGAAAACUCCCGUCGACAACGAAAAGAUCAUGAAGGACGAGAGCGCCUUGAAGCCGGACCAAGGAAAGGAUGCCGACUUCCACGUGGAGAAUAACCCUUUCGCAUUCAGCCCUGGGCAGCUUACGAAGAUGUUCAACCCGAAGAAUCUCUCCGCGUUUUAUCAGCUGGGUGGUCUUACUGGUAUGGAAAAGGGCCUUCGUACCAAUCGGGAAACGGGUUUGAGUCUGGAUGAGAAGCGCCUGGCCGGUGAAGUCUCAUUCGAGGAGGCGAUUGGCAAAUCACCGGCCAAGCUGGUUAGCGAAGGGUCGGAUAGUCCACAGAAGCCGGUUGCUCAAGUGGGAACCCACCACCACUCCGAGUCCGACGAGUCUUUCUUCGACAGGAAACGAGUCUACGGGGAUAACCGACUUCCUGAAAAGAAGGGCAAGAGUUUCCUGCAACUGGUAUGGAUUACUUACAAUGACAAGGUCCUCAUCCUACUUUCUGUCGCCGCUGUGGUGUCGCUCGCUGUUGGUCUCUACCAAACGUUCGGUGGCGAGCACGUAGAAGGAGAGCCAUCUGUCGAAUGGAUUGAGGGCGUAGCCAUCAUCGCAGCCAUCGUCAUCGUCGUACUGGUCGGAUCUUUGAACGACUGGCAGAAGGAAAGACAGUUUGCGAAACUUAACAGGAAGAAGCAGGAUCGGGCUGUGAAGGUGGUCCGAUCAGGGAAGACUAUCGAGAUAUCUGUCUUUGACCUCCUAGCCGGAGACGUUGUCCACCUGGAACCCGGCGAUUUAAUCCCCGUCGACGGCAUUCUCAUCCAGGGCUUUGACGUGAAGUGUGACGAAUCGCAAGCUACGGGCGAGUCGGACAUUAUUCGCAAGAGACCCGGCGAUGAGGUUUUCGCUGCGAUCGAGAACGGCGAGGAUACGAGAAAGCUCGACCCGUUUAUCCAGUCAGGAGGUCGAGUUAUGGAAGGUGUGGGGACGUUCCUGGCCACGUCGACCGGUAUCUACUCGAGCUACGGUAAGACGAUGGUGUCCCUGAACGAGGACCCCGAGAUCACGCCGCUCCAGUCGAAGCUGAACGUCAUUGCCGAAUAUAUCGCGAAGCUCGGAGGCGCUUCCGGCCUGCUGCUGUUCGUUGUACUCUUCAUCAUGUUCCUGGUCCGACUUCCCAGCAACUGGCAGAUGACACCGUCUCAAAAAGGCCAGCAGUUUAUCGACAUCUUCAUAGUUGUAGUCACUAUCAUUGUCGUCGCGGUACCCGAAGGCUUGCCGCUCGCUGUUACGUUAGCGCUAGCCUUUGCCACGACCCGCAUGAUCAAGGACAACAACCUGGUGCGCCACCUGAAGGCCUGUGAGGUUAUGGGGAAUGCGACGACGAUCUGCUCCGACAAGACGGGUACGUUGACCCAGAACAAGAUGAAGGUUGUGGCAGCGACCAUCGGUACGUCCCACCGGUUUGGAAGCGGGAAGUCCGACGGCGAGGAGCAAUCGGAAAAGGAAUUUGCCAGCUCUCUCAGCAAGGGUGUCCGGGAGAUCCUGCUAAAGUCUAUCGCGAUCAACUCGACUGCUUUCGAGGGCGAGCUUGACGGCGUGAAGACGUUCAUCGGAUCUAAAACGGAGACUGCGUUACUCGAAUUGGCUAAGGCCCAUCUGGGUAUGGGCCCGGUGGCCGAGGAACGAUCGAAUGUGAAGACUCUGCAGCUUAUCCCCUUCGAUUCUGGCCGGAAAUGCAUGGGUGUCAUCGUUCAGCUCGAGAACGGUGGAUCUCGUCUGUAUGUGAAGGGGGCGUCUGAGAUCGUGCUCGGGAAAUGCACCACGAUGUUCCGGGACCCUACUCAGGAUACUUCGACUACCCCUCUCACUAAAGAUGGCUCGGAAACCGUCAAAGGCCUUAUCGAGAACUUUGCGUCAAGAUCACUACGCACUAUUGGAAUCGCCUACCGCGACUUUGAUAGGUGGCCUCCGCGGGGCGCUAGACGCGUCGAGGGGGAACGUAACGAGGUCGUUUUUGAGGACGUAUUCAAUAAGAUGACAUUUAUCGGAAUGGUCGGCAUCCAGGAUCCCCUGCGCGACGGAGUUCCCGAGGCUGUCAAGCAGUGCCAAAGAGCCGGGGUAGUGGUGCGUAUGGUUACCGGCGACAACAAGCUCACGGCCCAAGCUAUCGCAAGGGAAUGCGGUAUAUUACAACCGGACGGACUUGUCAUGGAGGGGCCCGAAUUCCGUAAUCUCAGCAAGUACCAUCAGAACGAAAUCAUCCCCCGCCUCCAGGUGCUCGCCCGUUCUAGCCCCGAGGACAAGCGUAUUCUCGUGCGUCGGCUUAAGGACAUGGGCGAGACGGUCGCUGUUACGGGAGACGGUACGAACGACGCGCCCGCCCUCAAGCUGGCCGACGUCGGAUUUUCCAUGGGUAUCGCGGGUACGGAGGUGGCAAAGGAGGCAUCUGCUAUUAUUCUCAUGGACGACAACUUCACCAGCAUCGUCAAAGCCUUGAAGUGGGGUCGUGCUGUCAAUGAUGCUGUUAAGCGAUUCCUGCAGUUUCAGCUGACGGUCAACAUCACUGCCGUCGUGUUGACAUUUGUCACGGCUGUGUCUAGCAGCGAUGAGGGCUCCGUUCUGACUGCCGUCCAGCUUCUAUGGGUUAAUUUGAUCAUGGAUACUCUGGCGGCUCUCGCUCUUGCCACCGACCCUCCCCAGGACAGCGUUUUGAAUCGGAAACCGGAACCUAGGGGGUCUAGCAUUAUCUCGAUCACGAUGUGGAAGAUGAUCAUCGGGCAAGCAAUUUACCAGCUGGCGGUUACCUUCGUGCUCUACUAUGCCGGAAAUACGAUCGGUAUAGUUGAGCCGGGCGAGUUCACUCGGCGUGACACCCUGGUUUUCAACACAUUCGUCUGGAUGCAAAUCUUCAACCAGUGGAACAACCGUCGUUUGGAUAACCAAUUCAACAUAUUCGAAGGCUUGCUGCAAAAUUGGUUCUUCAUCGGAAUCAAUGUCGCCAUGUGCGGCGCUCAGGUGCUCAUCAUUUUUGUCGGCGGUACUCCCUUCAGCAUCUCCCUUCUCGAUCCUCCGCAGACCGCCCCCCAGUGGGCAUGCGCAAUCGUUAUCGGCGUAAUUUCUAUCCCUAUAGGCAUGGUAAUUCGCCUCAUCCCGGAUGAGUUUAUCAGAAAGUGCAUUCCUGCGUCUCUGAAGAAGAAACGCCGUAUUCCCGGAUUGACGGUAUCUGAUGAAGAACGGUUCAACGCCUACCCGGAGGUCCUAUCCGAUGUUAGGAACGAACUCGCGCUUCUUAAGAGAUUCAAGGGUGGCCGCUUGAACAAUUUGAGGUUUGCCGUGAAGCAUCCUCGCGAGACUCUGGUAGCCAAGAUGAGGAGCCCAUCUCACUCUCGAUCGAACUCGGUGAGGAUACCGCAGACUCCGACACGCGAGGACAGUUUUAGCAACCCUUCUCCGGCGCCGACGCCCGACUCGAGACGGCGAUCCAGGUCCGUCCGGUCCCGGUCCAAUUCGGCGUUAGGGGCCCCUACGGUUAUGGCCGGGAUUAUCGCCGGAAGUGUGGCAGCCGGUUGGUCUCCGAUCGAGAGGGCUGGCGAUCGCGACUUUUCACAACCGCCCCCUCGCCCAGCGCCAUCGCCUCUCCAGACUCGCGAGAACAGCGAGCUGGAGCCGGUACCUAUCUUGACGGAAGAACCCAUGGAGAUGGAGGAGCCUAUCCCACCCCACGUACCACGGCUCAAUAUCCCACAACCCCCUCAAAAGCAGAAGCCUGCUUCUUAGGCAGUGCAAGAGGUGUUUUUUUCUUUGUCUAGAUCAGCCCUGCCUCGACUACCUCGACUGCGACCAAACCUGAAGAGACGCGGAGGCAACGAGGGCAUGCGCGUAGAGCCAGUAGAGUAUCCGAGGGGCAC
Molecule: messenger RNA, 4691 nt
Organism: Durotheca rogersii
Lineage: Eukaryota; Fungi; Ascomycota; Sordariomycetes; Xylariales; Xylariaceae
Product: calcium-translocating P-type ATPase
Exons: 3
Coding region: 334-4560 (1408 amino acids)
Biological process (GO): intracellular calcium ion homeostasis; calcium ion transmembrane transport
Cellular component (GO): membrane; intracellular membrane-bounded organelle
Molecular function (GO): P-type calcium transporter activity; ATP hydrolysis activity; ATP binding
Source: RefSeq, a predicted model, not a curated record